CUUCCUUUCCUUUGUAGUUGUCAUGGAUGAUGAUGAUGACUCGUGUCUCCUUGAUCUUAUUGGAGACCCACAAGCACUGAACUAUUUCCUCCAUGGACCUGGUAACAAAUCCAGCAGCGAUGACUUGACUCAUUCGGGAUUUUCUGCAGCCAACUCAAAUUCCAUUUUCGCCAACUCUAGUAAUGCUGACCCUAAGUCGUCCCUCAAAGGCGUCAGCAGCCAGCUUGGAGAAGGGCCCAGUGAUGGACUGCCACUUUCCAGCAGCCUCCAGUUUCUGGAAGAUGAGCUGGAGUCUUCUCCGCUUGCUGAUCUCAGUGAGGACCAGCCUUUCGACAUUCUUCAGAAGUCCUUGCAGGAAGCCAACAUCACCGAACAGACGCUGGCGGAAGAGGCCUAUCUGGACGCCAGUAUAGGUUCCAGCCAACAGUUUGCCCAGGCUCCGCUCCAUCCUUCUUCAUCAGCAUCCUUUACUCAGGCUUCUAACGUUUCCAAUUACUCAGGUCAGACGCUGCAGCCCAUCGGGGUGACCCACGUGCCUGUCGGAGCAUCGUUUGCAAGCAAUACAGUGGGUGUGCAACAUGGCUUUAUGCAGCACGUGGGAAUCAGUGUGCCCAGCCAGCAUUUGUCCAAUAACAGUCAGAUUAGCAGUUCUGGUCAGAUACAGUUAAUUGGGUCAUUUGGAAAUCAACCCUCCAUGAUGACUAUUAAUAACUUAGAUGGAUCGCAAAUUAUACUCAAGGGCAGUGGGCAGCAGGCACCGCCGAAUGUGAGUGGAGGGCUGUUGGUCCACAGGCAGACCCCUAACGGCAACUCCCUGUUUGGGAACCCCAGCUCCAGUCCAGCAGCACAGCCCGUAACCGUCCCCUUCAACAGCACCAACUUCCAGACAUCUCUGCCCGUGCACAACAUCAUCAUCCAGAGGGGUCUCGCACCCAAUUCUAAUAAGGUCCCAAUCAAUAUCCAGCCAAAGCCCAUCCAGAUGGGCCAGCAAAACACGUACAGCGUGAACAAUUUGGGGAUCCCGCAGCACCAUGUCCAACAAGGGAUCUCCUUCGCCUCGGCUAGCUCCCCCCAGGGCCACAUGUCGGUGAACAUUGUGAAUCAGCAGAACGCGCGAAAGCCCGUCCCCUCCCAGGCGGUGAGCGGCACGGGGGGCAGUAUUGUGAUCCAUUCUCCCAUGGGCCAGCCUCACGCACCCCAAAGUCAGUUCCUCAUCCCCACAAGCCUUUCCGUCAGUUCCAGCUCGGUCCACCACGUCCAGACCAUAAACGGGCAGCUUCUUCAGACCCAACCCUCUCCGCUCAUUUCUGGCCAAGUGGCCUCAGAGCAUGUCAUGUUGAACAGGAAUUCCUCCAGCAUGCUCAGGACCAACCCACCCUACUCUGGCCAGAUGCUGAACAACCAGAACGCUGCUGUCCAGUUAGUGCCCGGGCAGACGUUUGCCACCUCCGGGAGCCCAGUGAUCGUCAACCACGCUUCUCCUCAGAUUGUGGGCGGACAGAUGCCCUUGCAGCAGGCAUCGCCAACCGUGUUGCACCUGUCGCCGGGGCAGAGCAGCGUCUCCCAGGGGAGACCCGCCUUUACCACCAUGCCCUCAGUGACCAGCAUGGCAGGACCCAGUCGUUUCCCCGUUGUCAGCUCCUCCAGCACUGCCCAUCCCAGUCUUGGCUCCACGGUCCAGGCCGGUGUGUCAGGAUCAAACUUCCCUGGAGAUCAGUUGAGCCAGCCAAAUCGGACUCCAGCGCCGGUCAGUGUGUCGCACCGUCUUCCAGUCUCCGCUUCCAAAUCGACCAGCACCUUCAGCAGCGCAUCCGGGGCAGGGACCCAGCAGCAGUUGUUCUGUCAGGCUCAGAAAAAAGCAUUGACCCAGACAUCCCCCAUCGCAGCAUCCAAGACGGCAGAAGGCCUGAGGCCAGCGCAGAUCCCCGGCCUCCUAAGCACAGCACUGCCAGGGCAGGAUUCUGGAAGCAAAGGGUUGCCGGCAUCCUUAGGCACCACACAGCCGCAGCAGGAAAAAGUAGUCGGAUCGUCUCCUGGCCACCCAACUGUGCAGGUGGACAGUCACACGGGAGGACAGAAAAGACCGGCUGCAAAACAACUAACUAAAGGAGCUUUCAUGCUCCAGCAGUUACAGAGGGACCGAGCCCAGGCCGUGACCCCCGACAAGAGUCGGUUCCGAUCCCUGAACGACGCUGUGCAGAGGCUGCUCUCCUUCCACGUCUGCCAGGGUUCCACGCCCACCGAGGAGGACCUGAGGAAAGUGGACAAUGAAUUUGAAACCGUUGCCACUCAGCUGCUCAAAAGGACCCAAGCAAUGCUCAACAAGUACAGAUGUCUCCUCCUGGAAGAUGCCAUGCGGAUCGACCCGUCUGCUGAGAUGGUGAUGAUUGACAGGAUGUUCAACCAGGAGGAGAGAGCUGCCCUUUCCCGGGACAAGCGGCUGGCCCUCGUAGACCCCGACGGCUUCCAGGCUGACUUCUGCUGUUCCUUCAGACUUGACAACGCCACUCCCGAGAGAGCACCGUUUGGCAGGAGUGACCAGCAGGGCAGUAAAGCGACCAGCUCCUCACACCUGACCACCAAGGCCCAGAGCAGAGACCGAGCCAAACCUGGCCUGGCAGAACCCCCAAAUCAUGACCAAUUUCAUCUAGUGCCUAAUCACAUUGUGGUCUCCGCAGAAGGAAACAUUUCUAAAAAAACAGACUGCCACGGCCGAGCACUGAAAUUUGACAAAGCAAGCUUAGCCCCAUCCCGGGGUGCCUCCGAAGAGAAAGCUGGCCGCAGGGACCUCCCAAAGGUCGGGGAGGGCUCCCCAGGCCCCGAUGGGCCCCGGAAAGCCCCGUCCAGACCUGACAGCAAGCUCCCCAGGAGCUCUGCGGAGUGUCACUUGGAGAGGGCAUGUCACAAUUCCUUCCAAGACAAAACUUUGAGGGAUUCUCCAAAGAAUGAAGUUUUACACCCGGACAUCAUGAAAGGGUCAGGCGAGCCCCAGCCAGACCUCCAGCUCAGUAAGAGUCUGGAAACAACAUUUAAGAACAUCUUGGAGCUCAAGAAGGCCGGGAGGCCGCCUCAGAGCGACCCUGCCAUGGGCGGCUCCGUGGAGUUAGGGUUCCCCAGCUUUUCGCCAAUGGCUUUGCAGGAAAGCUGCCUGGAAAAGUUCAUCCCGGACCACAGCGAAGGCGUUGUAGAGACGGACUCCAUUUUAGAAGCGGCUGUAAAUAGUAUCCUAGAGUGUUAAUAGCAGCAAACCUCCCCUCCCCACCGCCCCCUCCACCCG
Molecule: messenger RNA, 3277 nt
Organism: Echinops telfairi (small Madagascar hedgehog)
Lineage: Eukaryota; Metazoa; Chordata; Mammalia; Afrosoricida; Tenrecidae
Gene: BICRAL
Product: BICRA like chromatin remodeling complex associated protein
Exons: 11
Coding region: 23-3238 (1071 amino acids)
Biological process (GO): positive regulation of DNA-templated transcription
Cellular component (GO): SWI/SNF complex
Source: RefSeq, a predicted model, not a curated record